Messenger RNA from Lichtheimia ornata, 576 nucleotides. RefSeq lists its product as uncharacterized. The record is from RefSeq and is a predicted model, not a curated record. NCBI's taxonomy places the organism in Eukaryota, Fungi, Mucoromycota, Mucoromycetes, Mucorales, Lichtheimiaceae. The transcript is spliced from 5 exons. Gene Ontology annotation, biological process: small GTPase-mediated signal transduction. Gene Ontology annotation, molecular function: GTPase activity; GTP binding. The coding region runs from base 1 to 576 and encodes 191 amino acids.
AUGGUCAAAAAACCAGUUUCACGUCGAUUCGUCAUUGUAGGAGACGGUGCAUGUGGCAAGACUUGCUUACUCGUUGUCUAUGCCGCGGGCAGGUUUCCAACAGAGUACGUGCCAACUGCCUUUGACACAUUUGUCAAGACCACGCAUGUGGAUGGUCGUCAAGUCAACCUUGAGCUAUGGGAUACAGCAGGGCAAGAGCUGUACGACCGACUACGCAUGCUUGCUUAUCCUGACUCGGACGUUAUCCUUAUUGCUUACGACAUUAGUGACCCGGAGACAUUGGCCAAUGUCCCUGAAAAGUGGUUGCCUGAAGUACAAUACUAUUGUGGCUCCAGCACAUUCUUCCUAGUGGGAUGCAAAAGAGAUUUGCGAGAUGAUCCUGAAACAUUGGAAGCUUUACGAGAGCGUGGCAUGACAACCGUAUCAUAUCAACAGGGCCAGGCCAUGGCUGAUACUAUUAGAGCCAUGGGGUAUUAUGAAUGCUCAGCAAAAUUGAAUCAAGACGUAGCACAGGUCUUUGAACAAGCCGCUCGAGCGACACUCAAUAAACGUUCCUUCAGCUGCGUCCUCUUGUAA